AUGGGUACUACAGCGAGAUACCUGCGAUAUCAUCGAGCGCCCAGAUGCCAUUGGUAUUGGUUGGAUAAAUUGGAAGAACGAUCACCCGUACCUCAUCUCAAAUAUCGAGGCCCAGUCACCCCUACGGCAACCUUCACCAUCAAGGCACCAGUCUGGCGUUUAUUGGAGAAGAAGAAGCUUGGCUUCACCCACACCAUCAUCAGAAAUGGUAUACCGAGUCGUCCUUUCUUCCGCGUCAUUCCUUGGCCUGUGGGGCGUGAUCCAGCUACUUUCUGUGUGGACGAUCUCCUAACGAGAGAGCUGUGGCACGGCGAUGAGCACCCUAUCCCGCCUCCGCCUCCACCUUUCGACUCCCUUCGCAACGAGUACCAGCUGCAAGGGGAGUGGGACCGUCACUAUGGGCGUUUUGUUGAAUCACUCCUCCCAUCCGGCUUGAAAUUCCGAGUGGAGGUCCCCGUCAAAGGUGUGGACGACCUCCGCCUCGAUUGCGCCAUAUAUACAAACGCCAUUGGCAGGCAUCUCACAGCCGAAGAUAUCCACUCAUCAAUGGAGGAGAAAUCGUACGCUGUCCUCAAUGACAGCAUGUUCGAUGCCCUCGAUGCGUUCCAAGCCGGAGGCGGUGAGGCUUGGGUGUAUAAAAACUUGUAG
Messenger RNA from Trichosporon asahii var. asahii CBS 2479, 648 nucleotides. RefSeq lists its product as uncharacterized. NCBI's taxonomy places the organism in Eukaryota, Fungi, Basidiomycota, Tremellomycetes, Trichosporonales, Trichosporonaceae. Bases 1 to 648 code for a protein of 215 amino acids. The transcript has a single exon. The record is from RefSeq and is a predicted model, not a curated record.